CCCAGCUGGGCUGCAUUACUAACCAACCCUGCCAAUAAAACAGCUUCCUGGGGGGGCUUUGUCCUCUCUGACUGCAGGCCCUGGGGUGCUGUGUCCCCCCUGGCUAGGGUCUGGGUGGUUCUGUCUCCUCACCGCCCCCAGCUGCCCGUCCGCACCAUGAUGCUGCGCUCGGGUAAGAUCACGCCCCGGGUGAAGAAGCCUUUUAGCCCCAGAGAGACCAGCGGCGGCGUGGAGGAUCUGGGGCCCCCAGCUCGGAAGGCGAGCGCCCCCAGAGAGGGGAAGAGCCGGUGGAGAGGCUGGCGAGAGGACAGCACUACCGAGCCCAUGUCCCCGCUGACGGGAAGGGCCGUGAAGGUUCAUUUUGAACGGUGCCCAUCCAGCCCAGCAAGCAAGGCGGCUUCCCUCCAGAUCCCACCCCUGGGCGCUGUCUGCUUCUCUCCCCUGGGCGCGGAGGAGCCAGAGAGCCCCUGGGUGCAGAGAGGGAGGCCUGGAGCUCAGCCCCCAGGUGGAGUUGUGUAUUUUGGGGAACUCCCGCCGGAUGAGCCAGAGGAAAUUGGUAUCUUGAGUCCCUUCAUCCACAAGGCCCUGCCCCCCAGGUCUAGCCAGAAGCCCCCCAGGAAAGAAACUCCCAUCAAGACCCGCAGCACCCCUGAGAGCACCCUGGUCCUGGAGCUGGAGGGGAUCCUGGUCUGUUGCUCCCUGACAUCCAGCCAGGAUGCGGACUGCACCUUCCUCACAGACUUCCAGGGGGACGUUUAUCAGGUUUACAUGAAGCUGCGCCCCCACGUGCAGGAGUUCCUGGAAACCCUUGCCAAAGCCUACGAGAUCUUUGUCUUCACCACCGCGAAGCAGGACUACACAGAGAAGAUCCUGGAUGUCUUGGACCCUCAGAAGAAGCUGAUCAGGCACCGCCUCUAUCAGCAGGACUGCCUCUGCGUGCAGGGUUACUAUGUGAAGGACCUUUCCAUCCUGGAGAGAGACCUGGCCAGGACAGUGGCCCUGGAUGAUUCGCUCCAAGGAUUCCCCUACCAGAUUUCCAACUGGAUCCCGAUCCCCGGCUGGCUGGGAGACCGCCAGGACGAGGAGUUGCUGCGUGUCCUCCCGCUGCUGGGGAAGCUUAGCCAAGCGGGUGACGUCCGCACCGAAAUCCGGAGGAAAUAUCGACUCUGCAGGCUACUGGCUGUGGACUGACAUCUGCCCAGGGACUGGGUGUGGAGGGAAAACCCCUUCCCAGAUGUCUGUCCUGACGGGCUGCUCCCAAAUGUCCCAGGCACAAAGUGCAGCACUGCUGCCCGGUUCCAGUCAGUGACAGCGCAAACAUUUGCUCCGUCCCCUCCUACCUAUACUCUCCUUCUCCACAUACAGCCAACUGGGAAAAUGGAGCUCGGCAACCCGUGUGCAGAGGGCAGCUUCCUACUGGGGAAAUCCAAAUCUGACCCCCAAGAUCUACAGUUCAGAAGUUACUAGUGCCUCGAAGUACUUCUCAAGUUGGACCCUCAAAAUUGAACCUCUUAAAGGGGCUGAUUUUUUUUCACUCACCCUCUGACAAAUCAGGCCACUUAAAUGUGUCCCAGAUGGGCACCUGGACUCAAGUUAAGAAAAUAUACACACCCCACCCCAAGAUUAACCCAAACAAAGACCCUUUGAAAGCAUCCCCUUUACGUGCUCUCCACACUGCAGAGGGAACCUUCCUUUGUCUCCUUCCAAAGCAACAACUUCCCUGCAGCCCUUUGCAACCCAAGCAUUGCAGCAAGUUCCCAGGACAUGAGCACCUGAAAGUGAAACCGAGUAGAAACAGUUGAAACUGACCAGCCUCUGAGCUGAGAGAAAUGCAAAUGGCUGAAGGUAAACUCCACUUCAAUUCUAUUGUCGCCUUUGUAUUAAGCUGGGCUAGUUUGUAUUGGCUUUGAAACCUGUGUCCUUAAAACAGCUUUUAAAAAACCCACCUCUGAGACCGUUUGUUCAGCCAGAGGGCUGCAUUUAAGGCUUGCUGCCCCAGAGUGGCUACAGUCUAGCAUCACAGUGUGCUGGGCCCCAGGGCAAUGGUUGCUGGCUGUGCAGCUCUGCCUGCUGCUAAGAUUUCUCUAGUGGUACAUUCGCACCUGCCUCUUGUGUCUCUUUGUAGCUCACCUCCAGAAUUCUCCCAACUCACUGAAGGCCUCACUCUUCUCCCUGGGUGGGUCAGUGGAGAGCAAGCCAGGCAUUCCCUGUAGCCACUCCAGGGGUGGGUGGGUCCUGGGGGGAGAGCUGAGCUGUACAGAGGGAAGCUGGGAGGGGAAUUUUUGUCCCUGGCAGGACUUGCAGCCAGCCUUGGCUUUCAGUUUUCAAUCUGUUGCAUGCCACUGUCUUGCCAACGUGCCUCCCCACCAUACUGGGAACUGAGCUGCUUGGGUGAGCUGGCUGGCACAGGCCUCCCCAGGAGCUUGGCGCUCUGAUCACCUAGUCCGGGUUCUGCAGUGAGCCACCGGAGCUUCAAAGGCGUAACUGGCGCCAGUGCUAGGAGCUGAGUUCAGCAAGGCCAUUCCCUGGGGCCGAGGAGCUGGGGUGGGUCAGCAAAGGACCCUCCAACUCAGCUGCACCAAGUAGCUCUUUCCAGGCAAAACAUUGAUCUUCCCUCCCUGUCCCCCCAGACACCUCCCUCAUGAUCAUCCACCUGCAGGGCAGGUGUGCAGCCCUUGUGCCUGGCUCCCCCAAGGCUGGGGUGGAGUAAGAGGUUUUUGCGUUGUGCUCUCCCUGUUUUAAGUGUCGUGCGCUGAGAUUCCCAGCUGGACUCUUGUAACUUUGUUUGAAAAGUUCUUUCUUUGUAAUAUUUGUUUAAUAAAAACCAAAACCAACUCCUCA
Mauremys reevesii (Reeves's turtle) is the source of this 2841-nucleotide messenger RNA. RefSeq names its product CTD small phosphatase-like protein 2-B. The transcript is spliced from 11 exons. NCBI's taxonomy places the organism in Eukaryota, Metazoa, Chordata, Testudines, Geoemydidae. Gene Ontology annotation, molecular function: phosphoprotein phosphatase activity. The record is from RefSeq and is a predicted model, not a curated record. Bases 157 to 1191 code for a protein of 344 amino acids.